AUGCUGCAGAACCCCGCCACCUCCACCCCCUUCUCGGUCAAUGACAUCCUGAGACUAGAGCGCGAGCAGAUUGGGCUCGAGGCCUUGCAACUCCAGGAGGCACGGAGGAGCCCCGAGAGCUCUCAGUAUCUGAGACUGGUCCCAGAAUCGCGAGGAUCGGAGGUUCACAACACCGGUGGCUGUGGUGGAGGCGACAGGAGGCCGGCCGGGUCAGAGCCUCCCGGGGAUCCCAAUGAGCUUGUCACAGAAAUGGACGCGGAACGGGUGGGUGAUCCCUAUCUGGGCCUCGGGGCAGCCUCGCCCCUCGGCAGCGGGACCCGGGGGCCGGAGCGCUGCGCCGGCAGCAGCGGCGACGGGCUGCGAGGGGAGCGCGCGGAGCAGCCCAAGGCGCGGCAGCGGCGGAGGCCGCGUGUGCUCUUCUCGCAGGCGCAGGUGCUGGCGCUGGAGCGGCGCUUCAAGCAGCAGCGGUACCUGUCCGCGCCAGAGCGCGAGCACUUGGCCAGCGCGCUGCAGCUCACGUCUACGCAGGUCAAGAUCUGGUUCCAGAACCGGCGCUACAAGUGCAAGAGACAGCGCCAGGACAAGUCCUUAGAACUGGCGGGCCACCCCCUGGCGCCACGUCGGGUGGCGGUGCCCGUGCUAGUGCGCGACGGCAAGCCCUGCCUGGGCCCCGGCGCGGCGGCCUUCCCGGGUCCCUACGGCGCGGCCGCCGCGCCCUAUUCCUGUUACGGUGGUUAUGCGGCUGCUCCCUACGUCGCGGGCUACAGCGGAGGCUACGCUGGCGGGCCACCGGGCCCCGCACCGCCCGCGCCCCUGAGCAGUGCGGGCCUCGGAGCGGGUGGCCCGAGCGUCAGCCCGCAGGGCCAUCUGCCCGCCACGCUGCAGGGUGUCCCGGCCUGGUGA
Pteronotus mesoamericanus is the source of this 903-nucleotide messenger RNA. It is a transcript of the gene NKX2-6, whose product is annotated as NK2 homeobox 6. The transcript has 3 exons. Gene Ontology annotation, molecular function: DNA-binding transcription factor activity, RNA polymerase II-specific; RNA polymerase II cis-regulatory region sequence-specific DNA binding. Lineage: Eukaryota; Metazoa; Chordata; Mammalia; Chiroptera; Mormoopidae. Gene Ontology annotation, biological process: regulation of transcription by RNA polymerase II; cell differentiation. Bases 1 to 903 code for a protein of 300 amino acids. The record is from RefSeq and is a predicted model, not a curated record. Gene Ontology annotation, cellular component: nucleus.